Vombatus ursinus (common wombat) is the source of this 1523-nucleotide messenger RNA. RefSeq names its product advanced glycosylation end-product specific receptor (gene AGER). NCBI's taxonomy places the organism in Eukaryota, Metazoa, Chordata, Mammalia, Diprotodontia, Vombatidae. Gene Ontology annotation, biological process: regulation of inflammatory response; regulation of p38MAPK cascade. Gene Ontology annotation, cellular component: plasma membrane. Gene Ontology annotation, molecular function: signaling receptor activity. The coding region runs from base 108 to 1322 and encodes 404 amino acids. The transcript has 11 exons. The record is from RefSeq and is a predicted model, not a curated record.
GAGAUUGGGAGAAAAAGGGGAGGAGAGAGACAGGGUGCUAGCUUUACAUGAGGUAGUGGCAAAACAGUAAGAGGGUCGAACAGCCAGGAGGCCGGGGAGAAGACAAGAUGGCAUCACCGACAUCUACAGGAGCCUGGGUGCUGAUCCUUAGCCUAGGGGUGGUUGGCAGUCAGAACAUCUCAGCCAGAAUUGGGGAGCCUUUGGUGCUGACCUGCAAGGGGGCCCCUAGGAAACCACCUCAGCAACUUGAAUGGAAACUGAACACAGGUCGGACUGAAGCUUGGAAAGUCCUCUCUCCUGAAGGGGACUCUUGGGAGAGUGUGGCUCGAGUCCUCCCCAAUGGCUCCCUCCUCCUGCCAGCUGUUGGGAUCCAGGAUGAAGGGACAUUCAGGUGCAGGGCAACCAACCGCCAUGGGAAGGAGAUCAAGUCCAACUACCGACUUCGUGUCUACCAGAUUCCAGGGAAGCCAGAAAUAGUGGACCCUGCCUCUGAACUCAUUGCUGGGAUCCCCAACAAGGUAGGAACAUGCCUGUCAGAAGGGGGAUACCCAGCAGGGACUCUUAGCUGGCAUCUGCAUGGAAAAGCCCUGGUGCCUGAUGGGAAAGGAGUGUCUGUGAGGGAGGAGACCAGAAGACAUCCUGACACAGGACUUUUCACAGUACAGUCGGAGUUGACAAUGACCCCAGCCCGAGGAGGCCCUCUGAACCCCACCUUUUCUUGUAGUCUUAGCCUCAGUCCUAGUGCCCCUGGACGUCGGGUCCUCCACACAGCUCCUAUACAACCCAGUGUUUGGGAGCCCUUGCCAUUGGAGGAAGUUCAACUAGUAGUAGAGCCAGAGGGUGGAACAGUGGCCCCUGGAGGGGCAGUAACCCUGACCUGUGAGACCUCUGCCCAGCCCCCACCACAAAUCCAUUGGCUCAAGGAUGGUUCUCCUCUAGCCAUUGCCCCCAGCUCUGUACUGUUCCUUCCUGAGGUUGGAGCCCAAGACCAAGGAAUAUACAGUUGUGUAGCCACUGACCAAGGUCAUAGAUCAAAAGAAAGUCCUGGUGUUAGUGUCAGCAUCAUUGAGACUAGAGAAAAUGGCCAAGCAGAAGGCCUUGAGGAAGGCCCAGGACUAGGCUUAGUGGCCCUUGUUCUAGGUGUUUUGGGUAGUCUGGUCAUAGCUGCCCUGCUGGUGGGAAUCCUUUUGUGGAAAAGACAGCAGCGGCUCCAUAGAGAAGAGAGGAAGGUUCCUGAGUGCCCAGAGGAAGAGGAACAGCGGGCAGAACUUAAUCAACCUGAAGAACAGGAAACAGCUGAGAGCAAUGUAGGGGGGCCCUGAGCAACCCUUGAUACCCAUCUGAUUCCUUCUAUUUUCUUCCCACUCCCCUGCCAACGCUAUCCCCCCAACCCCAGCCUCCCUUCCCCAUCUCCACUACUUCCCCUAAAAAGUCAACCUCUCUCACAUCAACUGAGAGCUCAGCCUGUUCCCUGCUUGUGCCCACUCAUCCAAACAAUGAUUAUUAAACAUCUGACAAUCCUA